AUGACUAGUUUUUUGAAGUUUUAUUUACAUUUUUUUUUUGGUUUGAUAUCAAUAAUCAUUUGUAAUGGAAAAAUACAUCACUUAUCAUUAAAAAAUGAUUUUCGUAGAAAUAUUCAUAUUAGUAGUUUUGGUUUUGAUACAAUUGGAACAUUUCAAUUUAAACUAACAAAUUUUACAGUACCUGAUGAGGUGUUGUCUAAUCAUGAACAUAAUUUGGGUGACAUUGGUUUUACCUUCAGUCGUGGAAAAACAAUAAUUGAAGGAACGAGAACAAAUCCAUAUGUAUGUCAACUUCAAAAUCAGGAUCAAAAUUUAGAUACACUAUUUUUUAUAUUUAAUUUUUCUAAAAAAAAUCUUGGUAUAAUUCGGAGCGGACAUAUCAAAAAUUUGACAGUAUGUCCUAAUAUUGAUAAUUGUUGGGAUAUCUUGGAUGAUGACUCAACAGAUUUAUAUUCACAAAAAAAAGUUGAAGAGAAAGGAGUUUUAAAAAAAUUAAAAGAUUAUGUAUUUAGUACUAAAGACAUUGAAGGUGAAUACAAACAUUAUAUUCCUUUAACACAAGUUGGGAAUUCUUUUUCGGGUUCAUUUGCAAUACGUUUUACUGACAAACAACGUGGAUUAUAUAAUUUAAUUUUUCAUAAUUGUUUAAAUUAUAAGGAGAAUGGUUUUGAUGCUCGAGUAGCUGUUAAUUUUAUUUUAGAUAUUGUGGAAAAAAAUGAAAAUUCAUACUUAUCUGCUGGUGAUAUACCAAAACCACAACUUUAUCUUUAUCUCACAUUUGCAUUUAUAUUUGCUGAAAUUGUCUGGAUAAAUGGAUUAUGUAAUUCAAAAAAAGAAGAAAUUUUUAAAGUUCACUAUUUAAUGACAAUUUUAAUUACAUUAAAAUGUAUGUCUUUAUUAUUUCAUGGAAUUAAUUAUUACUAUGUUUCUGUUGCGGGUCAUCAACGUGAAUUUUGGACAAUUUUAUUUUACAUUACUCAUCUAAUUAAAGGUACAUUAUUAUUUGGAACAAUUGUACUUAUUGGCACAGGAUAUACUUUUUUUAAAAAUUAUUUUACUACUAGAGAUCGAAAUAUUUUAAUGUUAGUUUUACCAUUACAAAUAUUAGAUAAUGUAGCAUUAAUAAUAUUACAAGAAAGUGAAUUUAGUGAUUCUGGAUAUCAAUUUUGGUUUGAAAUAUUUGUAUUUUUUGAUAUUGUUUGUUGUUUUUUAAUUUUACUACCAAUUCUGUGGUCGGUACGUCAUCUUCAAAAAGGUGCCAACACAGAUGGAAAAGCAGCAAUGAAUCUUCAAAAAUUACGCCUAUUUCAAGAAUUUUAUGCAAUAACAAUUGGUUAUGCUUAUAUUACUCGAGUUUCAAAAGUUUUAAUUGAUUUAUCUGCACCAUUUGACUAUAUAUAUCUCUCUGAUGUAAUUGUUGAGGUAUCCUCUCUUUUAUUUUUUAUAAUUGUUGGAUACAAAUUUAGACCACAACAAACAAAUCCAUACUUUAAACUUAACCAAGAUGAUGAAAAUUCUUUUCCCCUUACUUCAAAUGGUCUUUAUGAAAACAUAAAUCGUGUUAAUAACCUUCUCACAAUAGAAAAUGAGAUGGAAAAUAUUCCAGGAGUAUUUGUAAAUAAAGAUUUAUCAAGUGAUGAAGAAAACAGCGAAAUUAACUUUACACACAAAAAUACGGAUACAAAUAUUCUAUUAAACUAG
Molecule: messenger RNA, 1701 nt
Organism: Strongyloides ratti
Lineage: Eukaryota; Metazoa; Nematoda; Chromadorea; Rhabditida; Strongyloididae
Product: Transmembrane receptor, eukaryota family-containing protein
Exons: 3
Coding region: 1-1701 (566 amino acids)
Biological process (GO): transport
Cellular component (GO): membrane; Golgi apparatus
Source: RefSeq, a predicted model, not a curated record